This is a messenger RNA of Mytilus californianus (California mussel), 8158 nucleotides long. Its product is annotated as phosphofurin acidic cluster sorting protein 1-like. The record is from RefSeq and is a predicted model, not a curated record. The coding region runs from base 14 to 2590 and encodes 858 amino acids. The transcript has 24 exons. Gene Ontology annotation, biological process: protein localization to plasma membrane. Lineage: Eukaryota; Metazoa; Mollusca; Bivalvia; Mytilida; Mytilidae.
AACGGAAGAUGUUAUGGCAGACAAAACAUCAAAAGCUAUGGGAUCGGGCUCAAAACCCGUUCCCAUGAAAUUAUUUGCAACUUGGGAAGUAGAAAAAACACCACCCAAUUGUAUACCAAGAUUGUGCAGUUUAACCCUUGACAGGUUGCAGGUUUUAAAGGCCCUUGAAAAUGAUUUGGCAACAGUCAUUAUUGCUGUUAAAAUGCAGGGUUCUAAAAGAAUAUUACGAUCCAAUGAGAUAUCAGUUCCUGCUAAUGGAUUAUUAGAUACAGAAUUGGACUUGUCCUUCUCAUUACAGUAUCCACAUUACCUGAAGAGAGAUGGUAAUAACUUGCAAGUGAUGCUACAGAGAAGAAAGAAAUAUAAAAAUAAAACAAUUCUGGGUUACAGAAUUCUGGCUAUUGGACAAGUGAACAUGGAUCAGGUUCUACAGAAAAAUGUUGACAAAGAAUUACAUUUAUUUAGUGAAGCCAAAGAACACACCAAACAUGUUGCACAAGUGAGAAUGGUGUCAUUGUCUAGUCAACCUGUUGACCAUGUGGAAAAUGGACAGGGGAAAACAUUAUCAUCUUAUGUGGAAGUUGAUCGAUCACCUGACGUAGACAACGACUCAGAUGAUGAUGAGAUUGAGGAUGAUGUUGAAUAUUGGUCUAAUGCAGAACUAAGUGACAGUGAACCAGUCAUGUUGGCACGGCCUCGUAAAUCUAGUCGAGGGAAAAUACAUGCAUCGAGAGGCAGGGUUGGAGCAGCACAGCAACAGAGAAAUAUAAAACAAAGAUUUAUAGCAUUACUGAAGAGAUUCAGGAUAACAGAGGAGGGUCUAGAAUCUGAAGGAGACCAUGGUCUGGAAAUUGCUAAUCCUGAUGCUAGUGUAGAUAUUGAUGAUUUAUUUGAUGAAUUAGAAGAUCUAAGUGACAGCGGACCAGAAUUAGACACAGUCAGUGUUAUGUCAACUCCAAAACCACGUCUCAGACCUUUUUUUGCUGGCAAAGGAGGGAAUGCAGACGUGACUGAAUCUAUGAAAUCUGGGGAGAGUGGUAGAAUGAGUGAUGAUGGUUCUAAGAAAAAUGAUUGUGACAGCCAUGAACAAGAUAUAGAACAGUCUGUAAGUGAACCUAAUACACCUGACAGGAACCGACUUUUCCCUAAACAAGCAUUUAAUCACAAACGCAGUCGAUCAUACAGAGAGAAAAAGAUAAAUCAUGACAGUUUCCCUAGACGGCAUAGUACGGGUGUAGUCAGCCAGACUGUGCCAAGAAAAGCAUUAUUGGAACAAUUAAGUGCAGUGUUAGCAGGUUCAGAUGAUCAGCUACCAGACAAUAUAAUUCUAGUCAAUACUGCUGAAUGGCAAGGACAGUUUUUCCUGCAAAAGUUGCAAGAAAAACAGUUUAAAGUGAUAUGUACUUGUGGAAAUGCUGAUGUCAAGGCUGCUGUUAGUAAUCUGGUGCAUAAAAUACAGAAAUUUUGCAAUACAAAUCCGAAGAAGCCAAGUCCAGUGAAGAUUGCGAUAGCUGGGGCUGAUGGUUAUAUUAACUCUGUGUUAAGGCCAUAUGUAGAACAGUUCUCAGCUAAACCUCCAGACUGGCAAGGAUAUGUUAGAUUUCUAGUCAUACCGUUCGGUAACAGUUGUAUUGGUAAAAACUUGGGAACUUUGGAUGCAACUUAUUCAUCUUUAUUUCUUGAUCAAUCAUGGAAAGAUACAUUCGAUAAAACAGAAUCAAUAAAACUAGAUUCACAAGAAAUUAUAAACAGAGUGUCAAAGUAUUUGAGUAGUGCCAGCACGUUAUUACAAAUACCAAUAGCAGAGGCUAUGGUGAUGUGUAAAGGUAAAAGUGGUGAAGAUGAAUCUUGCCAAAACUUUAUCCCAUUCUUCAGUGAAGUGAAGAUAGGAAAUCCAGAAUCAACGAAUGCAUCAGGUGCUGUUCAGUCAAAUGAGGCCUGCUGUGUUGCUACUGUACCAGGGGUCCUAGAGCUGGCCCGUGUAUUGGUGGAUUUUGAUGACGUUAGUACUGUUGUUAAUUCACCUGCAUUAUUAUCCAGUUCUCCACCAUCUAAUAAUACAUUGGAGAAACAGAAAGAAACAAAUACACCACCAAGUUCUCCCAAUGUUGGCAUUAUGGCUACAUCCAAUCAAAGUUCAUCAACACCCAUUCCUGUUCCUGGAGAAUUGCUGGAGUUACAGAUAGAAUACUGGACUACUCCUGUAAAAAUUGAAACAUCGGCCAGUAAAAAGGACAGUAAUAAAAUCACGCUAAAAACAACGUUUAAAUACAUACAUGUACAACGAUUAGCUCAACCCGGUAUUCCAAUGUCUGAUCUACAGUCAUCAACAUUUACUAUGUUGUCUGUCAUGAAGGAAAAGAAACAAAAAAUAAUGAGAUUGAAAAAGGCCAAAGAAACAGAAUCAAAAAGUCAUACAGUUGAUGGGAUAAGUAGAUUAAUAUGUACAUCAAAAAGUCAAAAUCAUUCUCUUAAAGUAACUGUCGAUGGUGUGGAAUGGACAGGUGUCAAGUUCUUCCAGUUGUCAGCACAGUGGCAAACACAUAUCAAACAUUUUCCCGUUGUUUUGUUUGGAUUUUCGGACAGUUGACAUCUACAGCAGCAUCCAGCUUGGUUAUAACAGUUCAGCAUUUCUUUGAAGAUAAUCAGAAAUCUCAAAAACUGAUUAGAUCUACUUAAAGAGCUGAUAUGGUAAAUCUCCAGUGAUUUAUUAAAUACACUGCAGUUGUUGUAUUUUUAUUUAUGUCUGUUUAGAUGACAUAAGAUGAUCUUGUUGUUAAGGGCUUUCAUGCCAGUUUACCUGUAUAUAAGGCUUCAAAGACAUUGUAUCAAUUGAAUACCAAGGAUUAGUUUGUAAUUAAUCAUCAGUUAUUGUAUUAAGUAGCAAUGAACCUAUAUACGGAAUUAAAAUCAUAAUUGUAUUACAUCCACUGAAAUAUAUUUUAAAAAAAUUAUUAGAUAUUAAAAUCUUUUACUUUGAAAAAUAUGACUGUUUAUAUUAUUUCAUUGUUAAUUUAUUCCUCUCUGUUUGGGACAAAUAAUACCGGUACCACAUACAACAUUCAAUGAAUGUAAUUUCUUGUACUUUAAAAGCAGCCACUUCUUAUAUUUCAUUCCAAAUUGAAUAUGCAUGCCUAUUUUGACCAUUAGUUAUCAUUCUAUGUGGUGAGAUCAUGCUUGAUAAUUGAUUCUUUUCUUCAUUACUUUUAUGCCAUGAAUUGCUGUAAACCCAAGGUUCCAAGAUACCAAAACUUCAUAUGAGGCGCUGUAUGCACGUUUUGUAAAUUUAUUUCUCGAUGUAAUUGCUGUAAAUAAAAUACUGGAUUCAUUUUUAUUUUUGGAAUACAAAUUUUUGUAGAUUUCAUGGGCAUAUGUGUUAACAAAGAAUUUAAAUGUUCAACGAAGUAUACUGUUUUUGAAUUUUCAUAUUUUUUAAGCAUCAAGUUAUUAAAUCAAGUAAGUGUUUUUAUUGCCUUUAUUAGGUUUAAUUCAAGAUGAGGAAGCAUAGGUAUAUUUACAUCCCAUAUUAGGUAGAUUUUAAAAUAGGUUUGGGUAAAAGAUUAACCCCCCAAAUUAUUAAAAAUGUUGAAUGAAUAAUUUUUUGAACAAAUAUGUCUCACAUUCAUACUUAACUGAAAAUAUUCAUCUUUUACACAUUGUGUAUAUUAUCUGACAGCCAUUUUAACUUUGUAUGAUCUAAAGGUUGUAGAACAAGUCUUUUAUUAAUUACAACAUAAACUGUUCAUGUGUUAACCAAAAUUUUCUACCAAUUGGUCAGUUUGAUUUGAUUAUUUGAAACCUAUUGAAAACUCGUUGAAAUUAAUGUUGCUUGGUGAAAGAACUUUAAGGUUAGAUUUACUUGUCUCCCACCAGAUUUUGUUUGCUUAGACACAUUUUUAGAUAGCUUUUGAAAAAAUUAAAUUAGAAAUUGUGUUAACCCAUGCAUGGUUUAUGUUGUAAACAAUUAUGUAUUUGUUUAUCUACACAGCAUUAUUUUGGUUUUUAUAUAUUGUUGUCUUUCAUGUAUGAAAUUACUGUAUUUAGAAAUCCAUAUUGUACAUUUUAUUGCAUAUGAAUACUUCCUAAUAUUCCCAUUCAAAUUUAAUAGAGCAAACAGUGUAUUCUGUGUUUAUGAAUCUUGUUUUUAGUCCCCUACCGACGAAGUAGAAGGGGACUUUAGGUUUGCACUCUGUUCGUUUGUCUGUCCGUCCGUCUGUCCGGCAAAUCAGCUUUCCACACUUUUUUCUUCAUUCUUGAAGAUAUUGAUUUGAUAUUUGGUAUAUAGUUUUAUCAUGACAAGUUAUAGAUCAAGUUCGAAUUUUGGUCCGGUUUGAUGAUUUAGUCCAGAGUUAUCAUGGUCCAUAUCUAAUGUUAGCGUACUACAUUUUGUAUGUUAAACCAUAUUUCUGUACAAAGAGAGAUAACUCAUUUUUUUUAAAGACAUUCUUUGGUUAAUUGUUUGAAGUGUUUUUUAUUUUGUAUAAACUACUUUUCAGAAUGCUAUAUACAUAAAAAAAAAUUAUGAAGUGAAAGAUAAUAAUCUAUUUUUAUUAAGGUAUAUAUUUCAUUACAUUACAUUGUGUAUAGAUAAAAGUUGUUGACAUUUUAUAGAUAAGUUACAAAUCUAUAUUAGUUUGUGACAAAUGAAAGAAAAAAUAUUUAGAACUAUUAAUUACAUUGAUUAUAACUGGAAAAUAAAUAUACAUUGUAUUACAUCAUAUCUAAUUUUAGAGAACUAUUAAUCAUAUCUAAUGUUAGAGUGUUUCCCACACUUUUUAUAUCUCCUUAAGAAAAUUCACAACUCAUACUGUCUAGUGAGAUAAUUUGUGAAUGAAAGAUUUAUAUAUAAAUAGGAAAUUGACUAUGAAGGUCUUCAUACCAAGUAGUUAUUUUACCAAUAUGUUACCAAGAUUCAUAAGCACAACCAUUCAGUUUGUUUGAUUGAGCCAAAAUAAAAUGAACUUUUGUAUUGAGCCAUGUGAAUACACCACAUAAUUUACUAAAUUGUCUUUCGUGUACUUUUUCAGCAUGCAUUUUCUCAUUUUUUGCAUACAUUAUGUAUGAUGGUUAACAAAUCCAUAGGCCAGCUUUGACAGUAUUUUAUUGUUAAGUAUUAAAUGUCAUUUUAUUUCUUGCCACUUGUUGAUUUAUUCACUGAAAUGUUAGUUAUUUUUUUAAUUCCAUAGUUCGCCAUAUUGUUUGUUGAUGUUCAGAAAGCAAUAAACAUUUUGUUAGCGGAAUGAAUGAAAAAUUGGUGGUAGUUAUUGAAUACAUAUGUGAGAAUGAGGGUUUGAUGUAAUACAUAACAAUUAAAUAAUUAUUUUUUGGAUGUGUAAUUAUGUAAUAUUCCAUUAUCUCAAACAUUGUGACACAUGCGUUAAAUAUUUUUUUAAAGUCUUUUCCAUCUUCAAUAGAUGCCUGUUUUCAAUGUUAAACAGGCCAUGAAAUACCAGCCAAAAAAAAUACAAACUACAUUUAAUGAAAAAAAAUCUAACACAAUUGGCAGCCAUUAUGACAUGGAUGCAUUACAUUUAGGAUCAUUUUAAAAGAAAAUCAUUGUUUGGACAGGAAAGCGAGACCUGUAGUUUUAUUCAAUAUUGUGUGUUCCAGUAUUACAUGACGGUGCUAAUAAUUUUGUGUGUUCUCUUUUAAGUGCAAUGUGUUAGGGUGAGUGAAUUUCUGCAAGGUGAAAAAUUUAUGUUGUGUUUGUAAUAUGUACAUAUAUCUGUAAUGUCAUGAAUUGUGGAACUCUAUGUUUAAUUUAUGUAAGAAGUUAUUAGGGGUUAUUCCAUUAUAAAGGAUUUUGGAGGGUAGGAGGAAGAGAUGUUUUAUUUUAGGAUAUCGGUUGUGGGUCAUUUAUGGUAGUAUGUCCAUUUGUUGUAUUCAAAAUUACUAUAAGCAUGUAUUGUCCUGAACAUGCAUGAAAUAUUUGCCACUGGACUUUAGAAAACAUUAAUUAAUCAAAGCAAGUAUGUUAGUUGGAUUGGGUUUGGAGGGGGUGCUCAAAGUCCAUUCUUACCCAUCCACAUCAGUUUUAAUGGAAUAGCCCUAAUUUGCAUUAUUAAUUAUACAAACUGUUUUGUCAGAAUGAAGUGAUUAUUUGCGUUAAUGAUUUACACACAAACACUUGUUUAAACAUAUCAAAACAUGUUUUCCCCUGUCAGUCAGUUGAUUUUUCGCAUCUUUUUUUUAUUUGUUUGUAUGCUUUAAAAUUGUGUCUCAUGAUAUGUAUAAAAACUGUAAAAAUCUGUAUGUAAAUAACUAAUCUUUAUAUAAUUAACUAAUGAUUACUGAUACAAUGUUUAUUUUUUAAAUCUUAAAUUUCCAAAAUCUUUAAUUUGAGAAAAAAGAAGCCUGAACCCAUCUAUAUAUUUUCUUGGAACUUGUCGGUUAUAUAAUUUCUAUCAAGAGCUUUUAUUAGUUAGUUGUUGAAUUGAAAUUGUUCACCUGGAACUCAAGUAAAUAUGUGAAAAAAAGCCAGAACCUAGAUCUGUAUUUUAAUAAACCGGUCAGUUUAAAAUAUCAAUUCAUUUAAGAGAUGAUAUAUCUCUUAAUAAAACAUCUUGUUGAUUUCAGGAAGUAGAAUAUUCAUAAAGCUUUUAAAAAAAUUAAAUUGAACUUGCUAAAUGCAUGAAAUCAAGAAACAGUUUGAUUUGAAAAAUUAGUGUCAAAAAGCUGAUCUGACAUUAUUUCUGUCAAUAUUUUAUGUAUAGAAAUGCAUUAUUUAAUUAUAUAUACAUGUUGUUCAAGUAGAUGUAAAAUCUAAUUAGAACAAAAUAUAUAUUAACUUAUUUAUUUUUGUUGUACUUUCAAAUUUUGUUUUUAUAUUUAUUUGCCUGUCUACUAGAUGUAUUAUGAUAUACAGUUGUCCUUCUGUAUGGCCUAGUGUGUCAUGUGAUAAAUCAAACCUGCUUUUGCUAAUCCUUGGUUUUUCUUUUUGAUGCAUAGUAAUGAGACUUGCUUUUUUGGGGUAUGUGUAACAAUAGCUCAAGUUAUUUUCUACAUUGUACUCUUGAAAAUAAGACAUUUUAUGACAUAUCGCACAGUAAUGUUUAAUUUGUUUAUGAUUAUUUUUAUUCACAAGCAAUAAUAAUGUUCUUGUAGAUGCGUUUUCAUAAAAUGACAAUAAUAUACUAAAUUUAUAGUCAAGAGAAAAUUGUCAUUUUAAAACAAAAAAUUAUCAUAAUUAGCAAGUGAUUAAUUAAGAUUUUGAAAAGAUUGCAUUAUAAAGAGGAUUCAAAGUUUUAAAUCAUUAAAUAAUCUGCCUCAUUUAUUCAAGAAAAUAAUUUAGUUAAACAGACUGCCUGAGUACUCCAUCAUAUUAAGUUACACAACUAUAAGUCAACCAAUAAUAGAAAUUUAAAGCAAAUCAACUAUAAGUCAACCAAUAAUAGUAAUUUAAAGCAAAUCAACUAUAAGUCAACCAAUAAUAGUAAUUUAAAGCAAAUCAACUAUAAGUCAACCAAUAAUAGUAAUUUAAAGCAAAUCAAAAAAAGGCUUAUGUUAAUACAUGUUUAAUGGUCCCCAGAUCUAUCAAAAUUUCGAAUUUUCUAAACACAUCUUGUUAUAUUCAUGUUUAAAACCAACUAAUGUGCUUAACUUGUAAUAUACAAUACUAUACUUUAGUUCCCACUAAUAAGUUUUUUUUAAGUGUUUCUUAUAGUUUUUUUCCCAGAUUUUUAGUGAUAAGUUUUAUUUCUUUCAAAACAUUUUAGAGAUGGAGAUAAAUUAUAACCGCAAAAUUUCAAUGUUUAUGACCUCUGGAUCGUCACUUAAUAUCUGAGAUAAAAUAAAACUUCAAGGAAAAAGGAUAUAAAAGUUUGCUGAAAAUUUCAUUUUGGUAAAGCAGGAGCAUUUUUUAUUAAUAUGCAAGACUUUAUCUCUUCAUUCAUGACAUUUGAAACAAAGUUUAGCUUAGAGCACAUACAUUGGGAAUAAAAAAUUACUUAUAAUGAAAACAUUUUUUCAAAGUAAAAUUGUCUUCAAAUCUACACAAGGGCAGUUAAAUUUAAAGAAAUUAAGGAUGACCUUAUAUUUGAUAAUUUGUUAUUUCCAUGUCAGUUGUCUCCCUUGUGAUUUGUUGUGUUUGCUUACUAGUUACUGUCUGUAAAUUUGGUAUUUUAUUUUUACCAUAAUUUCUAUUAAAAGUAAUACUAAA